AUGAUCAUGCUGCUGUACCUGUUCAGUUUCCUGGAUCGGCAAAGCAUCUUCCUAACCCUCCCCAGAUUGUACGGUCUGGAAGAAGACCUCAACCUUCAAGGCAACCAAUUCCAGAUUUGCGUCUCGCUCUUGUUUGUCACGUACAUCACGCUGGAACUACCCUCAAACCUGGUGGUCAAGAAGGUCGGCCCCUCGCGAUGGCUCUCGUUCAUUGCCUUCUCGUGGGGUAUGGUCGCGACCUUCAGCGGUUUCGUGCAGAACUUCGCCGGCAUGGUCGUGUGCCGCCUCCUCUUGGGUGCCUUUGAGGGAGGCCUGUUCCCGGGCUUGGUGUUGUACUUGACCUUAUUCUACACGAAGCGCGAGCUCGCUUUACGGAUCGCGUACUUAUUUACGUGUUCAGCAUUGGCGGGCGCCUGUGGGGGAUUACUCGCGUAUGGAAUUGGAUUCUUGGACAACACGGCGGGCUACCGCGGCUGGCGCUGGAUCAUGUGGCUCGAGGGCGGUCCGACCGUCGUGUUGGCUUUCGUUUUCUGGUUCUUCAUGGCCGACUCGCCAGAAAAGGCAAAGUAUCUGACAGAGGAAGAGCGCGCGCUUUUACUCGCCCGGCUGCAUCGCCAAACGGGCAGCACCAAGUCCGCGCAGCAACUACACUGGGACGACGUCGGCAAGGGCCUCACGGAUUGGAAAAGCUGGGUAUUUAGCUGUGCACAAUUCGGAGUGGACGUUGCACUGUACGGGUUUAGCACGUUCCUACCCACCAUUAUCCGCGGGAUCAUGCCCGACGCCACCAGUGCCAUUGUCCAGGUCCUCACCAUCCCUGUCUACUCGCUUGGCGCCGUGACCUACAUUCUCGUGGCCAUGGCAUCCGAUCGCCAGCAACGUCGCGGCAUCUACUGCGUCAUUUUCGGCACCAUUUCGCUCUGUGGCUACUUCAUGCUCAUCUCCGACGGCGGCAAUGCGGUGCACUACGCUGGAUGCUUCCUGGUCGCCUGUGGUAUGUACUGUGUGGUCGGUCUACCUUUGGCGUGGCUGCCUUCCCACACCCCACGGUAUGGGAAACGCGCGACCGUCAUUGCCAUGCAGGCCAUGAUCGGGAACAGCGCCGGAAUCAUGUCGAGUUUUCUGUAUCCAAGUGGUCAAGCCCCGCGGUAUAUCAAGGGCCAUGCUAUCACCAUUUCGAUGGUGGCUUAUGGGACCUUAUCCUUUGGUUUUAUGUGGCUGUACUACGCCUGGAUGAACAAGAGACGAGCCGAGGGCAAGGAAGAUCACAAGGUUGCGAGCAUGUCCAAUGUCGAGAUCGAAGAGUUAGGAGACGACAGUCCAAGAUUCACCUAUGUUACUUAG
Cladophialophora yegresii CBS 114405 is the source of this 1344-nucleotide messenger RNA. RefSeq lists its product as uncharacterized. Bases 1 to 1344 code for a protein of 447 amino acids. The transcript has 4 exons. Gene Ontology annotation, cellular component: membrane. Gene Ontology annotation, molecular function: transmembrane transporter activity. Gene Ontology annotation, biological process: transmembrane transport. Lineage: Eukaryota; Fungi; Ascomycota; Eurotiomycetes; Chaetothyriales; Herpotrichiellaceae. The record is from RefSeq and is a predicted model, not a curated record.